AUGGAACAUUUGGUUUUUUUACUUACUUCAUGGCUUUUUAGCACAUGUGCAGCUUACGAGAUUCACACACAUAUGAGUUUAGAAGAAAUAAGGAAUACAUUCAGGGUUGAUUCACAUGAAUUCGUACCAGAAUACGACUUAGUUCCUGUGCAACACGUGAAAAAAAGAAGCAUACCAGGCGAUAUAGAAAAUUUCAUAGAAGAUGACGAUUUAGAUCCCAAAACCAGUAGGCCCUUCGACAACAGAGAACUGAAUCCGCGUACGACAAACCUGAAACUGAAAGCUUUCGGAACACCUUUCAACCUAAGCCUGGUGCCCACUGAAGGACUAUUCAAGAGAGGAAAGUUGAAAAUUUGGACUAUCGAGCCGAAUGCAACUGCCCAACAUGGUAUCGAAUAUGUCGAAUUGCCAGAAACCAACGAUGAUAUAGGAGAAUUAUAUCAAGAUGAAGAAAACCAGGCAGCCAUUCUAAUGAGAUCGGAUGGUGAUGGUUUGAUACUGGAAGGAAGCAUUGGAUCUCAUCUAGUCAUACGGCCGCUGCCCUCCCGCUUGAGGGGAUCCGUCAUACCGUCGAAAAACAAAAACGAUUCCGAUCUCGAAACGAUCAACGAUGACGAGAUGUUCCUGGAUCAGGACGGAGAAUUGAGCGCAGAAGUGGCAAUCGAUACAGGUUUGCCGAUAAACCGGAAGAAAAAUGUGCAUCACCAUAUUGUGUUCAAGAGGAAACAGGAGGAAGACGUCACUAUGAGCGAUUAUGCUUUCAUGGAACCAGAUCACUUAGCGAAAAGAUAUAAAAGAAGUGCACAAGCCUUAGAAAAGUCACGGAACAAACGAGAAGCUCCAUACACAAUUUAUCCGGAAAUUUUGGUUAUUGUCGAUUAUGAUGGAUACCGAUUACAUGGUGGUGACAACAUCCAAAUAAAGAGAUAUUUUGUAUCUUUCUGGAACGGAGUUGAUCUAAGGUAUAAACUACUGAAAGGACCCAAGAUCAGGAUAUCGAUUGCUGGUAUUAUCAUUAGUAGAGGUAGGGAUGCAACUCCAUAUUUAGAGAGGAACAGAGUUGGAAGAGAUGCAAUAGAUUCCGCAGCAGCUUUGACUGAUAUGGGAAAAUAUUUGUUUAGAGAACGAAGACUACCAGUGUACGACAUUGCCGUAGCGAUAACAAAACUAGACAUGUGCAGGAGAUCAUACCCCAAUGAUGUUUGCAAUCGCGGCACUGCAGGAUUCGCCUAUGUGGGAGGAGCUUGUGUGGUCAACAAACGACUGGAAAAGGUCAAUUCCGUGGCGAUCAUUGAAGACACCGGAGGAUUCAGUGGUAUAAUCGUAGCUGCCCAUGAAGUUGGCCAUUUGUUAGGUGCUGUUCACGACGGUAGCCCCCCACCAUCAUAUCUGGGAGGCCCAGGGGCAGAAAAAUGCCAAUGGACUGACGGUUUCAUCAUGUCUGAUCUCAGACAUACAGAAAGGGGAUUCAGGUGGUCUUCUUGCAGUGUGUCCAGUUUCCACCAUUUUUUGAAUGGAGAUACUGCGACAUGUCUUUACAAUGCCCCACAUGAAGAUGAAAACUUACCAAGAGUUUUACCAGGAAAACUGUUGACUCUAGAUGCUCAGUGUAGAAAAGAUAGAGGAACAAGUGCUUGUUUUAAAGACGACAGAGUAUGUGCACAGCUGUUUUGUUUCGAUGCAGGCAGUGGCUACUGUGUAGCUUAUAGGCCUGCUGCAGAAGGUUCACCUUGUGGAGAUGGUCAAUACUGUCUGAACGGGAGAUGUGUAGCGGAACAUGAAAACAUUAUUCCAGAUUAUUCCCAAAAUGCACCUUCGUAUGUAAGAGGAAAUGGAAAUCCAAGACCAUUUUUGCAGGAAAAAGAAGAAGACGUCCUAAACCAGAAGCAACGGAGUAUCUAUGGUUACAAAGACAAUAAUGCAAUCUUGAAUAAUUACCAAAAUAAGCUUUAUGAAACUCAAUACCAAACGUUUCUGAGUGAUAAUAACCAAAUCCAAGACAGUCCCUAUGAAACUAAUCAAGUUCAAAACGAGAAUGUUAACUAUGAUUCCAUUUCUACCCAACCAACUCCAUAUUCCACAAAAUCAAAUAAAAAUGUUCCUUACAUAUCUGGAGCAAAAUCUCCUUACAAUUUCCUCAACUUUGGGACAGAUGCCAAAUCAAGCAGUGCUAGUCCCAAAUAUCAAUCAACUCCUCCCAAUAACUACCCAACAGUUUCUAGUAAUCCCUUCAUAAGCAACUACUUCAUUUUAAGAAGGCAAACAACAAAGAGUCCAUAUGACUUUGGAGAUUUUGGAAAAUCAACACAAAAUCCAUAUGAGACAAACCAUCAGAGUAUGCAUAAUUAUUUCAAAAGAUCAUAUGGUACUAGUAAUCAGCAGUAA
Molecule: messenger RNA, 2385 nt
Organism: Phaedon cochleariae (mustard beetle)
Lineage: Eukaryota; Metazoa; Arthropoda; Insecta; Coleoptera; Chrysomelidae
Source: the annotation of a GenBank genome assembly